AUGGCCGCUAAGUCGCAGAUCUUCAAAAACUUCUUAAUACAAAUUGUCAUUGAGGCGAUGAGCCAAAAAUAUAAUGUGCAGCUCAACAUGGAAAAGACCAUUAUUCUGAACAAUCGCAAGUUCACCGGCACUUUGGUAACUCAUCGUGUGCGCAACGAAGAUAUGAAAAGGGCCCCGUCUGCGUACGGCUUUCCUGCUGCUCUUAACAGCCGGGAUGGGGCACCACUAAAUUCCGGCAAACUGGUGCAGGAGAUCGACGAGAAGGAUGCUGCGACAAUCUGCAGGCUGGACGUACAGUAUAAACGUAGUGGGAGAUCUGAGAUCUAAUUGCCCAACUACGUUUCUUCGCAGAAGUUAAGUCUCGUUGUCGGUGAGUAUCGUAUCGUGGUGGAAUCCCACAAGUAUGGCUAUUUGUUCAACAAAUUCGUCAACUACCGUCUGCAGCAGGAUCGUGCCCAAGCUUUGUUCGAUAAGACCUCCAGGAUGCUUAGGGUUCGCAUUCCCGUGUUCACUAACUAA
Drosophila mauritiana is the source of this 519-nucleotide messenger RNA. RefSeq lists its product as uncharacterized. The record is from RefSeq and is a predicted model, not a curated record. Gene Ontology annotation, biological process: box C/D snoRNP assembly; rRNA processing. Lineage: Eukaryota; Metazoa; Arthropoda; Insecta; Diptera; Drosophilidae. Gene Ontology annotation, cellular component: R2TP complex; ribonucleoprotein complex; cytoplasm.